AUGAAAAAUGAACCGUUCUUUUUUAACAAUCAUUCAGUUUACUAAGAAUACUCUGUUUAAGUAAAUAAUUCAAUGAAAAUGCUGAAACAUCAAGUUAUUCUAAACAAUGACAAUACAAAUAAAUAAAUACGGUGAGUUAUUUUAGUAUUUAGUUACGAUUAUAAACAAUUUCGGGGACAUUAAAUUUUACCUGUAUUAGUUUUUAGAUUAAGUAGUGAAGUUGCCAGCAUGUUCAAUAAAAACUUAAUAUUUUUGCUGCAAAUUUUUGUCUUGGUGAUGAUCUGUAUGCCGGUAAGCUGUGAUGUAUCUACAAAUGAAUUAAGAAAUUCAAGUCCUCAUCAGCUAAUAGAAAGUUUAAAGGAAGAAGUCCUCCAAAAAGAAAAGGAACUGAAAAAAGCCGAAGAAGUUAACAAAAGUUUUGAAAAAAUGCUUCAACUGCUGAACAUAUUAGGACAAGUCGAUUUGUUUUUGACUGACAGAACAAAGGAUAUGAUUAAAAAGCUCGCUAUACUCAUAGAGGCUGAUGAUGGAACGUUUAGCAACGAAUUUAAUAGACGUCAUUCAGAAAAAAUGUAAAAUAAAUAUUUUCAAUACGA
Messenger RNA from Diabrotica virgifera virgifera (western corn rootworm), 596 nucleotides. RefSeq lists its product as uncharacterized. Bases 229 to 576 code for a protein of 115 amino acids. Lineage: Eukaryota; Metazoa; Arthropoda; Insecta; Coleoptera; Chrysomelidae. The record is from RefSeq and is a predicted model, not a curated record. The transcript is spliced from 2 exons.